Messenger RNA from Penicillium angulare, 210 nucleotides. RefSeq lists its product as uncharacterized. NCBI's taxonomy places the organism in Eukaryota, Fungi, Ascomycota, Eurotiomycetes, Eurotiales, Aspergillaceae. The transcript has 2 exons. The coding region runs from base 1 to 210 and encodes 69 amino acids. The record is from RefSeq and is a predicted model, not a curated record.
AUGCUUCCACCGAGUCCAGCUGUGCGGUCCACGCCGCGUGGGUGGGGCCUAACAAGACCUCAAGUCUACACACGGAUGCUCAAAGAGCCGAUUCGCUUUGCGCACUGCAAGGGGUGGGUUCAAAAUGCGACUUACCGCGGUGAGGCUGACGCGGGUGUCGCAUCAUUUUGCCUCCCCGAAGCCCCGAAGAACAGCGAAAAUACUCCCUAA